Messenger RNA from Fusarium vanettenii 77-13-4, 3174 nucleotides. RefSeq lists its product as uncharacterized. Bases 1 to 3174 code for a protein of 1057 amino acids. Gene Ontology annotation, biological process: lipid metabolic process. Lineage: Eukaryota; Fungi; Ascomycota; Sordariomycetes; Hypocreales; Nectriaceae. The transcript is spliced from 12 exons. The record is from RefSeq and is a predicted model, not a curated record. Gene Ontology annotation, molecular function: GTP binding.
AUGAGUGUCAAUCCAAACUUUCCACUUGACUAUAUUGAUCUCAAUGAUUACGAACACGACGCCACUGCAGAGACCAAGGCCACUAAGGCUCUCACUUUCCUUGGAGCCUCGGCGUUGAGCGUGCUCAGCUAUGAGGACCGCUCAAAGAUUGCUGACAUGCUUCAAAACAGCAAUAAGUUUGAGCUCAUCCGACGGCAUGAUGUUGUGUCUUACAUCUGGCCUCUUGCCAAUGGUGUCAAGAGCCUCGCGGAAGAAACAAAUAGUGAUUCUCAGCAAGCCCCUCUUUUGGCAUGGUCGAAUCGUCUUCAGCUCGUCUUCUUGGCCUUCCCUGGAACUCAGGUGGCAAAGGAUGUCUUGUCAGAUGUAGAUGUUCGACAAGUUGCCGACACCGAAAGGGCGUCACGAUUCCAUCAGGGUUUUUAUCAACGAGCGAAUGAAUAUGUUCCACUAGUGACACACUUGGUUACAAGAUUCCGAGUUGUCCUGUGCGGCCAUAGUUUGGGUGGUGCCAUGGCUACCAUCGCAGCCUAUCAAGCUCUGGACCAGGCAACCCGCCAAAGUAUUGACAACACAUGGGGGGAUAGUGCUGUAGGUCUCUCUACAAUCACUUUCGGGGCACCAAGUCCCAUGGUUGUCGAGAGCCCCACAACUACGGCACGUCCACGAAGCAGGUUUCGCAGGAAUUUUCACCACAUCAUCAAUCCGGAUGAUCCUGUCCCAUUUCUGGCCAGUCUUUCGGUGCAGGCCAUUCAAAGCAUGAUGAACAAGCUCCGUGAGGUUUUCGAGGCCCUCUUGCCAUCUUUCAAGGCACACAGUGACGCUCUGGCCCUCAUUUUCCGCCUUUGGAGCAUAGGGGACGAUAAGUUUGCACACUUCGGCCGUCUCUAUCUCCUGGGUAUUGAAGGUGGAAGUGAGCAGAGGUAUAACCCUAUCCGCGGCGGAAUUUGCACUAUCAAAGACGAAAUGGCAGUGGUAUCUGUCACACUAGAUGCUCCCCUCGCCGGAUACUUCAUUCCUCGGAUCAGCUUUGAGACUCAAAUUGCCGAGAGGGAUGUCACUGGCUUUUUCUGUGAGAGAAGGAUCAGAGAUGAUGCGACUCUGAAGGUGACCAUUUACAUCAUGCAGCGCGGGGAGGGGAGAGAACUUCUAGAAGCUGCGGACAAUCUCCAGGAGGCCUUGUUCAUUCAUGACUCCUUUGGAUAUCGUACACGACUCGUGGUCGAACACCUGGAGCAUGCGUCGUUGAAGGACCUUAAGAUGUUAACAACGUAUGAGUCUAUACGGCAGGCAGAACCCAUUACCCUUCCAGCAAAGACACGACGCAUUGCUCGGAUAAUAGACGACCUUGUGCGGAACGCAAACCCCUGCCUCGUUCAGAAAAAUCGCGCGGAGUCACUGGCCAACGUUGAAGUAAUAUGGGGGUCUCGGCGGAAUGAGGGACGUGGGAUGCCUGGGGGUUAUGAUAACCCUCGAGACUGUGAGGAGGAGCUCGAAGAAUUGCUUUCCCUGAUGUUCACUUCCUUCGAUGAGACUGGAGAAAACGGGAAACGUCUCCGACACGAUCCAGAGGCCGACAACCCAUCCCUUCGAACGGUCCACCCCGAACUGAGGUCGCUUGAGCAGGCCCUGAAGCGCUUUAGCCACAACCUGUACCAUCGCCCGCCCAAUGAAGCUGAGCGGGUUCAAUUGGCUAUUGAGCAAACAAAAAAGCUUCUUGCUGCGGUGGAGUUCUGCCACUUUGUCAUUCUUACACAACUGACCGCCCAGAAAGAUUGGUUCUUCAAGGUCAAACAGUUGAAUGUCAUGGGAGCAAUAGCAUCCGGUACAAGUCUGGUGACAGUCUAUACAGUGCUAGCCAGACUCACAUUGUUGAGUGGGUGGGCCGGUGCUUCCGUCGGGCUCGGCGUCACUGCAGUCGCUCAGGGGAUUCUUUACACAUGGGAAUGGUGGAAGGUCGAACGACAAGCGUUUCAGUCUAAAUAUGAUCGCAUACUCAAACUUACCACUGAUGCGCUUGGCAUACCCUACUCCCCGUUUACUUGCAGCCUAGAAUUUGCCAUUCAGGACAAGCUGUCCAGGGUGAAGCGCUGGACCGAUGAGAUUAGAACAGGACUCGGCGACCUUACACGGGGUAUCCUCUCAGUUGGUUCGCCAGAACCGACGACUUUCUGGGCAAGAUGGAUGUUUCGGGUUGAGAAGAUUGCCCAACUCCGGCGAUACAUCAUUGAGAAGACCAACAUUGGCGUCAUGGGCCCAACUGAAGCCGGGAAAAGUGAGUUGCUCACUACUCUGACUGGUACGCCACAACACUUUUUCGGUUCCGGGUUUGGUUCUAGGUCGCGGACCCUGGAAAUCCAGUCAUACGCCCCACAGGGCAAAACAGGCGUCUUUCAUGACUGCCCAGGCUUCGAUGAUCAGAUUGAUGAAGUGAGGCAAAUGGCACGUCUCUUUCAAGAUAUCUUUGAUAUCCUCAUCAUCGUCCUGAAGUGCGAUUCUGAAAGGUCUCUCUCAACGGAAAGAUCUAUAAAAGAGAUCGCCGACCUCCUCAAGCGACGCCGAGAUCCUCGACCAUUCCGGAUCUUGCUCAGCAAGGUUGACCUUGUUGAUUUCAACGACGAGGAACCCGAGAGGUUCACAGAAGCCAUUGUUGACUUCAAAAGAUCGAUGGUGGAGAGAAUCAGGGUGGAGUUGGAAGAGAACUAUGUGAUCAGGUCUCGCCGUGUGAUUGCUGAUGCAUCUACAUAUCGCGAUAUAGUGACAAUCGACAAUGGCGCACUGUAUAUCUAUAACGCUGUUCUGACAAUUAAGGACAGUGCUACAGUACGCCAGCGUCUCUUACAAGCGAAUCGUACACGAAACUACCGAAAUCGCCAGAAAGCAAGAAAGGAUACUGCCACGGCAAGCCAGCAGGUCGAGCUACUAUCUGACGCAAUUGAACCAGUGGCAGAGAAUGGGCUAUUAGAACUAGAGAAUAGUUCAUUUCCCGAAACUAAGGAGUCUAGAGAAAACGACGUCUCUGCCUAUGAUAUCUUUACUAUCUCUAGCCAGGAAGUUAAUAAUCCCACUAUUACUACUAUCGAGCCGGAUCUCUAUUACGAGGAGGAAAUUAAAGAUAACCCCAAAGCCCACGCAUCUAUACCGAGGAAAUAUACUACGCAGAAAUUUAUCUAUUAA